This is a messenger RNA of Trematosphaeria pertusa, 1779 nucleotides long. RefSeq lists its product as uncharacterized. The record is from RefSeq and is a predicted model, not a curated record. The coding region runs from base 1 to 1779 and encodes 592 amino acids. The transcript has 2 exons. Lineage: Eukaryota; Fungi; Ascomycota; Dothideomycetes; Pleosporales; Trematosphaeriaceae.
AUGGGAAACGUUGAACUUGCCAGCGCUAUUGGGACGUGGGCGGCUGUACUUAUCGCUCUUGUAGCCCUGAUCGGCGUGAUAGGGCCGAUAUUGGUUUGGAGGGCGAACCGGACCGAACGACAUCAAGCCAUCGUCGGGAUCAGUGACGAGACCAACACAUUCAUCUCCAAAGGCAUACACCUGGGUCCAAGCAUUUGGCUCAUGCAAAAGAUACGGGCCCCGAUUCUGACCAAAGAGCCGCUGUUCAUCUCGGAGCAGAGCACUAAGAAUCAGAGCAACUCUCAUCAGCAGCUAUCCUGGGAAACGUCCCGGUAUUGCGAAACAAGAGCUAAUGCCAACUGGGUCCAGCUUGCUUUCCUGCUGAAGGCUUAUGGGGCUCUAUGGGUUACGGGCGAUACUCUUGCCAUUCGACACGGGAAAGCGAUGAUGCCUGUUCAUCGCAUGUGGAUCCUUGCAAUCGGAAUACUGGGUAGAUAUACAAUUCGGCCAGACAUGGGAAGACUGCGUAGGCGCGGGACAUCAAUGUCACUGCAUGUGUCCGGCCUGAAGCGCGCAAAUACUGGACUCUCUUCCAGCGCCACCGACGACAACGUGGAGUCUCUACCAACCACCUCUUCAUGGUCGCUAUGGGGUGUCUACCCUCAUCCGGUGAAUAUAUCCUGCCUGGUCGAUCUUUGCGAGCUAGAGACCGGCAGAGCCGAGAGCCCAGACGAGGAGCAGGAUAUGCGCGACCUACACACUGUGACCUUCAAACAAGAGAACCAGGUGUCUACUCCAGGCGUUUCGUUCACCAAACCGCGACACAGACGGACAGUUACUGGAUUCGGACAGCCUGAGGUUCGAUCCGUCCAGCAGCUCGGCGAAGAGCCUAUCGCUUUCGGGCUAGAGCCGGUGAUUGACAGAGAGGAAAGCAUGAUUCGCGUGGCACGGCCCUUCGGUGCAAGCACCGUACCCAUCCUAUCCCUCGAGCCAUUGCACAUGGAUCGCACACUUACUGCAGAGCUUAAGGAAUAUAUGGACAUGACAUAUGUCCCUUCGGAGUGUGGUUGGGUCCGGCUUGGUUGGCGGAUCACCGGGAAGAAGGUUCAGGAGAGCUUCUUCGUCCGGCGAGCGGACGCUCAGAGGCUAGCAUACAGCUUACUGUCUCUGAAAUGGCACCCAGAGAGUUAUCUGAUUGGGGGCGCGAACUCUCAUCGAGCCAUUCAACUCCUUCUCAAUUCCCAACGGAUGCUAGCAUACAUUACAAUGCGAGUCAAAGACGCCAUCGACCUACUCAGCAUAUCGGCCACUGAGAGAAAGCAGCUCGCGGAGGCACUGGAUCUCGGACGGCGGUACAUCAACUCCCACAGACCAAGCCGAUCUCUCUACGACGCCAUAUACAAAUUAGACAAGGUCCUUGGGGACCUAGCGCACCAGAAGGAAGAAGUGAAUGCCAUGGUCAGCGUGCUCAUGCUGACGAACGAAGAAUUCGCCACUCUCCUGCACUCUUCCGCUCGGCAUUUCGAAUCCGCACUCAAGGGCUCUAUCGAGUGCAACAUGCGGGCCGGAUCAUUGAAGGUGCCGUUGCCGUUUGGAGGGUCCCAGGAAUUUGUUGUGGACCUUGAUAAGAUUUUCCCGGAAAGAAUGGUCGCAGAAGAGCAGGUUCUAGUGCAAUAUUCGACGAUUUUGUUAGUAUGCUUAAGGGCUUGUUUGAGAGCUUUCAUGCUUGAUAUUACAUUGAGUGGAGAGCCUUUGCUGGAAGAGCUCUCACAAAUGGAAGAACUCGUAUAUGUACGGUAA